AAAUGUCAAUAAAACCACAUAUUUGCCGAAACAAAAGACAGUAAAUGUUUUAUUCCAUAUUCCGAGAGAAAUUAAUGUAAUGGAAAAUAUUUACCAAAACCAAUUGUACAUCAAACGUUUUUUUACCAAAAUUAUACACGUAAAAGCAUGUGACGUUUUGCACGGUGAAUAUCCUUUUUCCGCAGGUGAAUAUGCUUAUUUAUUCAAAAUCCCAUUAAUAUAGAAAAACCUACUAAUAUAUGGAAUAAAAAUAGCUCUUUAGACAGGAAACAAUGGAGUAGCUAGACUUAAAUGUUGUACAAUGUGCAUGCUUAUCUGCACAUUUUUUUAGUACCAUUUCAUACAGAAAAGGAUAUUGUUUCAGUUUUCAGUCAUCUUGGUUUACAGGAGUGACAGAGAUGCUAAUGUGAUAGGACUUAGACAAUUCAUGAAUGCAAAACUAUUCACUUUUGAAUAAUGUAAAUCAUGUAUAUGGAACACACAGAAUUUACUCAAAAUUGUCCAAAAUCUAUCUUUGGGUCUUCUCGUUUACUUUGUCAAUAUUCACACCUAUCUUUAUUCAUAUUAUAUGUUUUCAUAAAUAGUGCUACUUUGCAAUAGCACUUGUUACCUGCAUUGUCUACAUGUACAUAAUCCUAAAAAUAUUAUUCACAGAAGAAUACAGCACUGGGCUAACAGCAUCUACUCUAGUGUCUCACACAGCAAAGUUUGCAUCUGAUUGCCUUGUGAUAUACACCAGGAUGUUAGCAUUGAGGGACCUCACAAUCAAAUUCGUCUAAAUCAAAUGCCAAGUCAGUCUUGUGUUUCAAACAAUGUUGCAAUUUGUUUGUUGGUUAUAUCCUACAACAUUGGGAAGCAGAUACAGUGCAAAGUAGCUAUUUUGUUAUGAUAUAACAUGACUCCAGUUCCAUUUCAGUACCAUGGUGGACAUCCAGUCGCCUUGGUCUGGCUAUUAUGGGGUUCUUUGGAUUUAUCAAUGUAUAUGCCUUACGUGUGAACAUGAGUGUUGCCAUUGUGUGUAUGGUAAACAGAACAGCCAUACAGACAAACACCCAAGACCAAAACGGAAAUGUAUCAAAGGCUGAGGUUGGAUGUGGCUUUGGUCUUAAUACUACAGGUACCAGUAACUUUGAGGAUGGUGAAUAUAUUUGGGAUAAAACAGUACAAGGAUUUAUUCUUGGGGCUUUUUUCUGGGGAUACCUAGCUACUCAGAUACCUGGUGGCUGGCUGGCCACAAAAUUUGGUGGCAAAAGAGUAUUUGGAUGGAGUAUGUGUAUGGCCACAAUAGCCACAUUUUUCACUCCAUUAGCAGCAAAUGUGAAUCGUUCUGGUACACUGCUAAUUGUACUUAGAAUUCUUGUUGGGUUUUCUUCAGGAGCAGUAUUUCCAGCCAUGCAUGCUUUGUGGGGGAACUGGGCACCACCAAUGGAAAGAAGUAAACUAACAGCUUUUACUUAUGCAGGAGCACAAGUUGGUAAUGUGAUAACCUUUCCAUUAGCUGCUGUUUUAUGUAAAUAUGGAUUUGCAGGAGGCUGGCCGUCAAUCUUUUAUGUAUUGGGCACAGUUAAUUUUGUCUGGUUUGUGCUGUGGAUGCUUCUAGUCAGUGAUAAUCCAAUGGAGCAUAAAAGAAUUUCUAAGAUUGAGCAGGAAUAUAUUGUAAUGUCCUUGGCAGAAAGUCGUCAUGCUGAAACAGGCAAAGACUUAGAUGUCCCAUGGAAGAGUAUACUGACAUCACUACCAGUUCUAGCAAUAGUUGUAUCUAAUAUAACAUCUGACUGGGGAGCCUACACAUUACUAACAAAUAUACCAACAUACAUGAGUGAAGUCUUAAAACUGGAUAUAACAUCAAAUGGACUUUACUCAGCUUUACCAUAUGUAGCCUUCUGGGCAAUGAUUAACAUUGCUGGUUGGAUGGCAGAUUUCUUCAGGGAAAGACGUUUUAUGAAUACAACUAUGACAAGAAAAAUAUUUGAUUCUUUUGGUAAAAUUGUACCAGCACUAAUGUUGAUUUGUUUAGGAUAUGUCGACUGUACCACUCCUACUCUUGCUAUAGUAUUGCUCAUCCUUGCUGUCAGUCUGACAGGGUUCCAGUACAGUGGCUUCCUUAUCAAUCAUGUGGAUAUAGCCCCACCCUAUGCUGGUAUAUUGUUUGGAAUCAGUAACUCUAUAGCUUCAGUAACUGGAUUUAUAUCACCUUCAGUUGUAGGUGCUAUCACUAAUGAGGCACAGACACGAGAUGAAUGGCAGAAAGUGUUUUAUAUAGCUGCAGCUAUUUAUGCCUUUGGAGCUGUGUUUUACUUAAUAUUUGGUAGUGGGGAGCUACAAGAUUGGGCGAGAGAAAAGAGGGACCUGGAAUUAAAUGUGGAAAUGGAACCAUUGAAAAUGGAUGAAGAAAAACCACCUGUGGAUAAUAAUGUUAAUAUUUGAAAAACUAAAUGUUCGUUAUAUUAUUUAAAUCUAGCUCUUCAUGCUCUAAGAAGUAGUAUAAAAUGCUAGAUCUAGGAAGAAGUAAUCAUGCUCGAUCAUCUUCAUGUUUUAAGGUUAAAGGGUAAAGGUCCUAGAGGGAAAUGCACACAUUAUCAGCUGAUUUCAAUAUCAAUUAUAUGUAGGAAGUUCCAAUUGCAUAAUUCAUUCAUGAGUUUUGCACUUGUCUAUAUUGAAAUAAACUGUAGUUAGUAUGCUUUAAUACAUUUUGACAUAAUUGCAUGUUGUUCUAAUUUUAUUUUGAGGUACAGCAAUCUUGUAUAUUUAGAGAAUGCUAUUUAGUGUAUAUGCUAUGCAACAUAUUGGGAUUAAAAAUAAGAAAUAUUUUAAUAGGAAACUUAAACCUUAACCCUUGUUUAGAAAAAAGUCAUAUAAGUCGAAGUAAGUAGUGUGUGAAAGAAUACGCCUCCGGGUGCGGGAAUUUCUCGCUACAUUGAAGACCUGUUGGUGACCUUCUGCUGUUGUUUUUUUAUUUGGUCGGGUUGUUGUCACUUUGACACAUUCCCUAUUUCCAUUCUCAAUUUUAUGAAUUCAGUCAGCCUAGGGUAAACAAAUAAGUACUUAGUUAUGUCUCUUGAAAUUGUAUUAACGUUGUUAUACAUGUAUGCCUCUUGCUUUCUUGUUAUAUUUGAUAAUUGGUACAUAUACUGUAUAUUUUUUUUUCAAAGUUUGUUUUUAUUAUUUAAAUAGUUUUAUGCCACACCCAGAUCAUUGAAACUUGACAAAUAAGGUUUGCAAAAAUAUCAUAAAUAAAAGAUUUCUAAAAAAGAAACCAUUAGGAAGAUAUAUGCUGAUUUCAUAAAGUUUUAUAAAGCAUUUAGAAAAAAUGAUUUAUUUAUUUGUGCAAUAAUAUAAUUGUGCCAUAUUUAUGAAAAAUUAUAUUUUAUUAUAAUACUUUAAUGUUAAUGACUUAAUGUAUAUAUACACUUAUUAAUGUGUGUUAUGAUUUGCUAAGAACAGUACAAUUCUAAUUUAUAGAUUUUUUUUCAUCACUGCCAAAUCAUGCAUAUAUUUCAGGUCAACAUUAAUCAUCAUAGAGUAGUUCUCAUAUUAUUUAACCAACUCUCAUCAUAAUUGUAUAUGGUGUAAGUUAGGAUAAGCUACAUUUAUUCUGACAAUUUUCACAAUUGUUAUUCCCAAUUUAAACAAUGUGAUAAUAACUAUUGUUUGAAUAGUGAUGUAGAUUUUUAAGGUUCAAUAUUUUAUUAUAGUCUCACCACGUACAAUUACAUAUAUUUACACAAUGAAAUAUUCAUACAGGUACAUAAAACAUGCAUGUAUUUCAAAAAACUUAAAUUGACAUUGUAUGUGCCAAUCUUAUAAAAUUUAUGAGAGACUACAAGUAAUAUUAAAAAACAAUUUGAGAUUGAACAUAUUAUAUACAAUAUAUUUAUUUGCUCAAGAAUAUCAUUAAAAUACAUUCACUUGAGGUACAGUUGUUCAUAACAGACAGGUUUUGUGUGAAAUAAUUAUUAUGCAACAUCAUCAUUAUCAUUGCUGUUACAAUGCAAAAAUUUUUAAAGUUGUUAUUUUUGGAAAUUCUUCCCUUAUUUACCCUCGUUUGUUGACAUUGUUUACAAAAAUUUACUUCAGUUAGCAUUUUUUAUUAGAUCAUUACUGGUAUAUCUUGAAGAUUAUUUUUUAUUGUUAUUGUACAAAUAUACAUUAUUUUAUUAUCGUCAGUAAAUCUGAAAAUACUUUUAAACCUGAAUUGUUCAGCUUUUGUUUUAUUGUUGAUAUUGACAUUUUAUUGUAUUAUCAUUUAUUUAUAUAUUUACGAGACCAAUAAUGAAGUAGUUCAACCCUGUAAAUGUGCUACUUGUUACGAGAUACAGCCUAUUCUUGUCAUUUCAUCAUACUAAGUAGAAAAUGUCUUGCAUCUGUUUUAUUUUAAAAUAAUUAGGAAUUUUUAUUUUGAAAAUAUUUUUUUUAAUCCAUUCAUGUAAUUAUACCCUACACAACGGGGUGUGGAGUGUAUAAUAUUUUGACCCUUCCGUCCGUCUUUCCUUCAGUCCGUCCCUCAGUCUGUCAGUCCUGUUUCUUGUCAUCGCAACUCCUCUCCAACCUCAUUACAGAAUUUCACUAAUCCUUUUUAGAUGAAAAGGACAUAUUAUGUUUUUGUGGAUAUCGACAGGAAAUUAUGAUUCAAUAUUUUUUAUAGGAGUUACGCCCCUUCGAACUUAUUUACUUUAAUGUACUACUGCAAGAGUUUGUCAUCACAACUCCUCUGAAACUACACAACAGAAUUUCAUGAAACCUUUUAAGAUAAUAAGGUUAUACUAUGUAGAUGUGCAUAUGGACAGGAAAUUACGAUUCAA
Mytilus trossulus (common blue mussel) is the source of this 4802-nucleotide messenger RNA. Its product is annotated as sialin-like. Bases 955 to 2427 code for a protein of 490 amino acids. Lineage: Eukaryota; Metazoa; Mollusca; Bivalvia; Mytilida; Mytilidae. Gene Ontology annotation, biological process: transmembrane transport; monoatomic anion transport. The transcript is spliced from 10 exons. Gene Ontology annotation, molecular function: transmembrane transporter activity. The record is from RefSeq and is a predicted model, not a curated record. Gene Ontology annotation, cellular component: membrane.